Molecule: messenger RNA, 2262 nt
Organism: Dicrocoelium dendriticum
Lineage: Eukaryota; Metazoa; Platyhelminthes; Trematoda; Plagiorchiida; Dicrocoeliidae
Source: the annotation of a GenBank genome assembly
AUGCGCAGGAGCUUAGCUCCUAGUCAAUUACAUAAUUCUCCCACUACUGUUCUCCAUCCCUCUGAGUGUCCGCCUAUCAAAGCACCCAGACACACAACGAACGGAGUGUGUUUGGGUUAUUCCCCAUCCACCUAUCAAUCCCCAUUUCGCAAGCCAGUUACUCCUGUGCUAGAUCAACUAGCUACUCAUGAGGAUUUGAUACGCAGCCUCCUCGCAAGACCUUUUAAAGUUCCUAUUGCAAACUAUCAGGGCAACAGUUCAGGUGACUCAAAAGCUCUCGGCCUACGUCGAUCUACUUCUCGUGUUGCUCUACACGAUCCCUACGAGGAUGGUGCUCUGGUCUUGUUCACUCCUCCCGAGGUCGCUGCGCACGAUGUGUUAAAGCGUGAAAAUGAGAAACAGUUGGUACACGUCGUUGUGGAUCCUAUGUUGUCAAUGAUUCUGCGCCCACAUCAACGUGAGGGUGUCAAGUUUAUGUACGAUUGCGUGACUGGGCAACAAAUUCCUGGCAAUUUCGGAUGCAUCAUGGCUGACGAAAUGGGACUGGGUAAAACCCUUCAGUGCAUCACACUUGUCUGGACUCUUUUGCGUCAGGGUCCAGAAGCCAAGCCGACGGUAGACAAAGUGGUCAUUGUCACACCAAGCAGUUUGUUGAAAAAUUGGUACAACGAAUUCUACAAAUGGCUACAUGGAAAGGUGCAUCCAUUGGCCAUUGAUUCCGGAAGCAAAGAUGAAAUAGACAGUAAAUUGUCCAAUUUUCUUGCUCAGACCGGUCGCAGGACACCCACGCCGAUCUUGAUCAUCUCCUACGAAACCUUUCGUCUGCAUGCGCCCACCCUGCACAAAGGCGAAGUAGGACUUGUUCUGUGCGACGAGGGACAUCGGCUGAAGAAUUCAGAGAACCAAACAUAUCAGGCGUUGAUGCAGUUAAAUUGCCAUCGUCGUGUGCUACUGUCCGGAACACCGAUCCAAAAUGAUUUACUGGAGUACUUCAGCUUGGUUCAUUUCGUGAACAUGGGCCUUUUGGGAACUGCUUUGGAAUUCAGGCGACGUUUUGAAACGCCCAUACUUCGAGGGAGAGAUGCAGACGCCACGGAAGAUGAGCAAAAGAAAGGAGAGGAAAAGCUCCAAGAGCUCCUCGGCCUCGUCACUCGCUGUAUCAUUCGCCGCACUCAAGCCCUACUCACAAAGUACUUGCCUGUGAAAAUCGAACAAGUGGUCUGCUGUAGUCUGGCUCCGAGUCAGCGCAAGGUGUACGCAGAGUUCGUCUCUCGCAAGGCGCAGGAAGUCGCACAUCGUCUGAAUAGUCUGGACGAUAGUGCACGGAAUUCUUCCGGACUGUCCGGUUCCACUUUGGCCGCAAUUACCAAUUUGAAGAAGCUGUGCAACCAUCCGGAUUUGGUCUACGAUAAAAUGUUGGCCAAUGCGGAAGGUUUCCACAAUGCACUGUCACACUUUUCACCAGAUUAUCGGGGCUCUUUGGAACACAAUGUACCUUUUCGGCCCGAUUUAUCAGGGAAAUUUCAGGUGUUGGACUACUUGCUGGCUUUCAUCCGCACGUCCACUUCAGACAAAGUGGUUCUCAUUUCGAAUUACACUCAAACACUGGACCUGUUCGAGCGCCUGUGCCACAUACGUGGUUAUAAUCAUGUGCGCUUGGAUGGUACCAUGAGCAUCAAAAAACGAGCCAAGGUCGUGGACCGCUUCAACGAUCCCACCUCCAAUGAUUUCAUCUUCAUGUUGAGCAGUAAGGCCGGUGGCUGCGGGCUUAACUUGAUCGGUGCGAAUCGCUUGGUUAUGUUUGAUCCAGAUUGGAACCCGGCCAACGAUGAACAGGCCAUGGCCAGGGUGUGGCGUGAUGGACAGAAGAAGGAAUGCUUCAUCUAUCGAUUGAUUUGCACUGGCACCAUUGAAGAAAAGAUGCUGCAACGUCAGGCGCACAAAAAAGCACUAAGCAGUUGCGUCGUGGACCAACAGGAGGAGGUCGAGCGACACUUUAGUUUGGGCGAUCUACGCGAAUUGUUCAUGUAUCACGCCGAAACAGUGUCUGACACACAUGAUAGAUUCAAGUGUCGUCGUUGUGUCAAUUUGGUUCAAGUGAAGCCACCCCCACCUGAGUCGGACUGCAACUGCGAUCUCUCCAUGUGGAAUCACUGUUACAGCAAAAAGCUCCUCAACGAUAUUGUGCUCAAAUCGGCUUGGGACACCGGGUGCAUCUCCUUCGUGUUUUGGCACUUCUCCCAUGAACAACAGCGCGUCACU